GCACGCGCGCGGAGCAGCUGUCCCCGCCGGUGUUCCCGGUGCCGCCGCCAUCACCGGUCAUGGUGCUGGACUUGGACCUGUUCCGCGCCGACAAGGGCGGAGACCCCGCCAUGGUGCGGGACAUGCAGCGCAAGCGCUUCAAGGACCCCGCGCUGGUGGAUGCGCUGGUGCGAGCGGACGGCGCCUGGCGGAGGUGCAGGUUUCGUGCCGACAACUUGAACAAGCUGAAGAACCUAUGUAGCAAAACCAUUGGGGACAAGAUGAAGAAAAAGGAGCCAGUAGGAACAGAUGAAUCAGUACCAGAGAGUGCACAGAACCUAGAUGAACUCACGGCUGAUGUCCUGGGGAGUCUCCAGGUAUCCCAGAUAAAGAAAGUUCGGCUGCUCAUUGAUGAAGCCAUCCUGGAGUGUGACUCUGAGCGCCUGCGGCUGGAGGCUGAACGCUUUGAGAGCCUCCGGGAGAUUGGGAACCUCCUCCACCCCUCUGUGCCCAUUAGCAACGAUGAGGAUGUGGACAACAAGGUGGAGCGGGUUUGGGGUGACUGCAGCUGCAGGAAGAAGUAUUCCCAUGUGGAUCUGGUGGUGAUGGUGGAUGGCUAUGAGGGGGAAAAGGGUGCCGUGGUGGCUGGCAGCCGUGGCUACUUUCUUAAGGGCCCACUGGUGUUCCUGGAGCAGGCACUGAUCCAGUACGCACUGCAGAGCCUCCGUGCCCGGGGGUACACCCCUGUGUACACCCCUUUCUUCAUGCGCAAGGAGGUGAUGCAGGAGGUGGCCCAGCUCAGCCAGUUUGACGAGGAGCUUUACAAGGUGAUCGGGAAGGGCAGUGAGCGGGCAGAGGACAGUUCCAUUGAUGAGAAGUACCUGAUCGCCACGUCGGAGCAGCCUAUCGCUGCCCUGCACCGAGAUGAGUGGCUGCGGCCCGAGGAUCUGCCCCUCAAGUAUGCGGGACUCAGCACCUGCUUCCGCCAGGAGGUGGGAUCCCAUGGCAGGGACACCCGUGGCAUCUUCCGUGUCCACCAGUUCGAGAAGAUUGAGCAGUUUGUCUACUCCUCUCCCCAUGACAACAAAUCCUGGGAGAUAUUUGAGGAGAUGAUGGCCACAGCUGAGGAGUUCUACCAGUCCCUCGGGAUUCCCUACCACAUUGUCAACAUUGUCUCAGGCUCCCUGAACCACGCAGCCAGCAAAAAACUGGAUCUGGAGGCCUGGUUCCCUGGCUCUGGCGCCUUCCGUGAGCUCGUCUCCUGUUCCAACUGCACCGACUACCAGGCCCGGCGCCUGCGCAUCCGCUAUGGCCAGACCAAGAAGAUGAUGGACAAGGUAGAGUUUGUGCACAUGCUGAAUGCCACCAUGUGUGCUACCACCCGCACCAUCUGCGCCAUCCUGGAGAACCACCAGACCCCCGAGGGCAUCCGCAUCCCUGAGAAACUCCAGAACUUCAUGCCCCCAGACCUGCGGGAGCUGAUUCCAUUCAUCAAGCCAGCACCCAUUGACCAGGAGCUCUCCAAGAAGCAGAAGAAGCAGCAAGAAGGGGGGGGAAAGAAGAAGGCAGGGGGGGGACGCGACCAGGUGUUGGAGGAGCAGAUGAAGAACAUGGAGGUCUGAGGGUGUCCCCCUGCACCCAAAGGACAUUGGGGGCCUCCUGAGUCAUCUCACCUUCAUUGCCAGGCUGUGCUCUUCACCAUCGUCUUUGCCUCGGAGGGGAGUCACUGCCUGUCCCCCCCUCCGUGCCCCAAAGAAUUGACACUGUCAUGGCGCUGCCCCUCUCCCUAUGUGUCCCCCCUACCCUGCCGCGAGGGGCCAGGAUCCCCCAUGUGUCCCCCUCAUGCUGAGUGGUGCUGGGGACCCCCUGCUCACUUUACAUUUCCCUCCUCCAUCCGAAAUAAAGCCAAGAGCUGCU
Poecile atricapillus (Black-capped chickadee) is the source of this 1896-nucleotide messenger RNA. RefSeq names its product seryl-tRNA synthetase 1 (gene SARS1). Bases 60 to 1601 code for a protein of 513 amino acids. Gene Ontology annotation, biological process: seryl-tRNA aminoacylation. Gene Ontology annotation, molecular function: serine-tRNA ligase activity; ATP binding; tRNA binding. Gene Ontology annotation, cellular component: cytosol. The record is from RefSeq and is a predicted model, not a curated record. The transcript is spliced from 11 exons. Lineage: Eukaryota; Metazoa; Chordata; Aves; Passeriformes; Paridae.